AUGGCGGGAGCUUCCUCGGCGAACCCCCCGGGACACAGCCAGCCGGCUGCUGCUCAACAACCCCUCCUGCUCGAGCCAGACCUUCUACUCGAUCAAUCUCAACGCCCGAACGAGCAGGAUGACACCUCCGAUGUUUCUAACUGCUCUCCAACUCCAUUACCUCUCAAACAGAUAUUUGUCCUCUGUCUCAUGCGUCUAACAGAGCCGAUUUCCUUCACCGUGAUCUUUCCAUUCAUCAACAAAAUGAUAGAGGAUUUGAAUAUUGUGCCUAGGACGCAAGUUGGAACGUAUGCCGGAGUAAUAGAAAGUCUCUUUGCGCUUUCUCAAUUCUCAACCGUGCUAUUCUGGGGACGAUUGUCGGACCGGAUCGGCCGGAAACCGGUGCUCUUGACCGGCUUGACGGGUCUAUCCAUCGGGAUUAUCGCAUUUGGCUUACAAAGAACAUUCGUCGGUUUGGUGAUCGCCAGAUCUUUUGCUGGCGCUAUGAAUGGGAAUAUUGCCGUAGUCAAGAGCUCGAUGGCUGAGAUCACGGAUGAGAGUAACAAAGCUCGAGCUUUCCCGCUUCUCCCAUUGUGCUGGGCCUUUGGCCUCAUGAUAGGUCCUGCAAUCGGUGGAUACACAGCCGAGCCCGCCAGGCAGUAUCCGAACUCAAUCUUCGCCAAGUACCCCUUCUUCUCGACGUAUCCUUACUUCGUUCCUUGUCUCUUGGCUGGACUCUUCAACCUCUUGGCUGUCGUCCUGGGCACACUUUAUUUAGAAGAGACUUUACCAAGCAAGCUGAUAAAGGCGCAGAAACGAUCUGCUGAACUUUCUCGGGAUGAUAGUCUGGAAACCCAGGAAAGACCCAAUCCGGCAGAAGGAGCCCAAAGUUUGAAAGAUCUAUUGACGAGCUACUUAGUGACUCUGUUGAUCAGUUUCGGUUUCAUGGCCCUUGAGAACUCAGCUUGGAUGGCGAUCGUCCCAUUAUUCUCAUACACCCGCGUGGAAGACGGUGGGCUCGGAUUAACUCUAGAUCAGAUUGGAAUGACACUCAGUUCGAACGGAGUAGUUGCCCUUGUUGUCCAGAGCGUAUUAUUCCCCAUCUUGCACCGGCGUUUGGGAGUAGUUCGUUUGCAUCGCAUCUCCAGACUAUCUUCCCCCAUUGCAUUUUGUGGUUUGCCGAUGGUUCGAGUCAUUUCCCUCUUAUACCCCAACAAAUCCACCGCCACUACCGCAUCGAUCAUCGGAAUGAUUGUUAUCAUUUCCAUCAAGAGCAUCGGCAAUAUGACUAUAGUCUGCAUGACCCUUUUGAUCAAUGAUUCCGCACCGAAUCCCGCUUCUCUGGGCUCUAUCAAUGGACUCGGCCAAUCAGUCUCCUCAUUCGCAAGGGCCAUAUCCCCCUUCUUAGUAGGGAAGCUGUUUUCGAUCUCUUUGGCCGCUGCGAAAUCUCCUAAUCGCUCGUUGAUUGAAAAUAACUUGAUUUGGUACUAUCUCAUCCUUGUUUCUUUGGUUGGAUAUUCAACUACUUGGUUGAUUGAGCAAGUCCUAUUUCAGGAAGAGGAGAAGAACAAAGACUGA
This is a messenger RNA of Puccinia triticina, 1557 nucleotides long. RefSeq lists its product as uncharacterized. Gene Ontology annotation, biological process: transmembrane transport. Gene Ontology annotation, molecular function: transmembrane transporter activity. The record is from RefSeq and is a predicted model, not a curated record. Bases 1 to 1557 code for a protein of 518 amino acids. Lineage: Eukaryota; Fungi; Basidiomycota; Pucciniomycetes; Pucciniales; Pucciniaceae. The transcript is spliced from 16 exons.